Pomacea canaliculata is the source of this 3040-nucleotide messenger RNA. RefSeq names its product germ cell-less protein-like 1. Gene Ontology annotation, molecular function: protein binding. Gene Ontology annotation, biological process: germ cell development. NCBI's taxonomy places the organism in Eukaryota, Metazoa, Mollusca, Gastropoda, Architaenioglossa, Ampullariidae. Bases 142 to 2085 code for a protein of 647 amino acids. The record is from RefSeq and is a predicted model, not a curated record. The transcript has 14 exons.
CUCCCCUUGUCGCCACCGGAAGUCGUGAAACAGACGCUAUGCUCGGGCGUAAACUGUAACUUUCCAGCUUUUGUCUUGUUUGGUUUGUGAUUAUGCUAUUGUUUUCAGUACAUACACAAACAACAUAUAAAAGUAUUUGGAAUGGGCAACACACUGGAUACUUUCAAUGUCAGACGGGGAGUUAAAAGGAGAAGAACGGAAGAGAAUUCUCCGGACAGUAUAAACGCCGCUGAGCAAUGUGACCAUCCAUCCUUGGAACACACCCCUAAAAGAAAACGGACACAAUCAACAGCAAAGUACAUUCUCAAAAAAUUGUUUGAGGAAGGUCAGGACAGUGAUGUCACCAUUGUUGCUUGUGGUCAGGAGUGGCGCCUUCAUAAGCUAUACCUUUGUCAGUGCAAGUACUUUGAGAGCAUGUUCAGCGGACCUUGGAUAGAGUCUAAUCAAUCAGCCAUCCACAUGGAAAUAGCUGAUGAGAAUGUUACAUCGGAAGCCCUAAAGGUGGUUCUUCAGUCUCUGUAUACGGACAACGUGUUUGUUAAACCAUCGCAAGCUACGGGAGUGGUGGCAGCAGCCACUUUGCUUCAGCUGGACCCUAUGAUAGAUCAUUGCUCAGCUGUGAUGCAGAGUGCCAUCGGAGCAGAGACAGUCUGUGGGUUUUAUAUGGCUGCUGAACGCUAUGGUCUUGUGGAGGUCAAGAAACAGUGUCAGGCAUGGCUGCAGCAUUGUCUGAUGGUGCCUAACUUUGCUACUCUGCUGUGCCACAUCUCGGAACACUUGCUUUUGUCAUUGCUAAGCAGCCCUGAUUUAUGGAUGAUGCAGGUUGAAGUAGAUGUCUACUCCUUGCUAAAAAAGUGGGUUUUUAUCCAAAUGAAUCCAACAUGGAAAGGAAACAGAGAGCAGCUUUAUAAAGAUACUGAAGAAUUCUUUCGAACCAGAAGUGAAGGAAGCGCUGACUGCUUCUUGGAAAAAUCAGAGGGCUGGCGAUUCAUCCACAUUUUUGAUCACGUGCGAUGGGCUUAUGUUUUAAGUGAUUUAUCUUCAAUACAGCUUCUGAAAGAUGACAAGAUUGUACCAUUGAGUUGGCUGGAUCCAUUUGUCAAAUUCAAUUGGUACCAUCACUUGCAAGUUGAACAAGCAGCUGAUAAAGGUCCACAAGGUGUCAGUGAGGAGCAGUUUUUGAAAGAGUCCAUGAGAUGUGGUCGCAUUCUCCUUCAGGAGCAAGACUAUUGCUGGCGCUGGGUAGGCUAUAACUAUGGUCUUGACUUGCUCAUCAUGUGCCGGGACAGAGCUAUAUCAGUAAAACGUAACAGUGGAUGCCAGUCAUUUGAAGGUUCAAUUAGCCAGCAGCAACAAAGGCACGUCAUGGUUCGUGUCAAUGUGGCUCCCAUCAGAAAGAAGGAUAACUCCCCUAGCAUUAAGACUACAGGAAUCAAGUCUGUCACAUUGGGUCCUAAUGAGGAGGCGGUGCUGCUUCAGCUAGGGACUACCAUCCGCUUCCCUCUUCAGGUGACCAUGAAUCUCAUGUUCUUCUCGCCUUCGCCUGAAGCUCCCACCCCUUCUCUUGCCGUCCCACCUUUGUCUGCUUCCUCUCCAGAAGAAUAUUUGUCGGUGGCCGAGGACAUGCCCACCUCAGCAUCAGGUGGCACCCUUUCUGAGAUGCUGGCUGUGCAGCUUGGGCUAACCAAACCCUGCACCUGUGAUGGCAUAGGCAGACCUGGUAUUUUUUCUGGGUCAGGACAAGAGAGCAUCAGGGAGACCCCAAGGAGGGAGGGUGGUGGAAUAACAGAGGCUUGUGAUCUGAGGCAGCAUGGUGAAGUGUAUGUGCAGUGUGGUGAGGAGCUGGACACGCCCUUGUCAAGGGUUGGACCUAUUAGUGACAGAAACACAUUCUGCUCCUCCUCCUCUAGUGGAACAUUUUCAUCACGAGAUUCAGACCAGUCAUCUUCUCAGUCUGUCCCAGUUUCUUCAACGUUGUUGGAAGCAGAAAUUAGAGCAACAGCAGCAUCUCCUAUCCUUGAUGCCAGCAACAACAGCCACAGCCACAGAACAGUCACUUCUUCAAGUUGUCAUCUGUGCUCCUAAUGCUCGUUGGGUAGAGAGACUGCUGGAGGGGUCAGUUUGCACCAUCACAUGUGUGAAUCAGAAGCAGCUGCAGCUUCUAUAAACCCUUCUUCACCAUCUGUAGCCUCACCUAUGUAUUCAGGUUGGACACCUUUGCUGAAGGUCCUAGCAAGGUGCUCACUUCACCAAGAAGACUCCAGUCCCAGAUCUUGUGGUGGGAGCACAAGGAAUGAGUGCAGGUAUUUAAAAGAAAAACCUUUAAAGGAAGACAUUUGAAGAUUUUUGUUCUGACAUUCCCUUGAAAGCAAUGCACUGCAUUAGGUUUAAGAUUGUCAGCAGUUCUUUUUCCUCAUUCUUAAGAAAGUAUGAAUGAAGUGUAUUCCUCUGUGUGUGUGUGUGCAGGAGGGCAGGGUUAUAGUGAUCUUCCCACCCCUAUUUUAAAAAAUCCCAAUAAUGCUGGCUUUACAUUUUUUUAAAGGAUAAAUUAAAAAAAAAAGAGCUCAGCAUUAUUUUCGGCAUCACUAUAUUAUCAUAACUUUUUUUUUUUGUUCUUCUCUGUCGGCAAGCCAAUUGCAAUAAAAGUCAAACAUUUAUGAAUUUCUAGGUAAAACUUAAUAGUACUCAUUUUGACCAUCAGGUGCUACCUUGUUACUUUUUCUGUUAUAGUGUUAAAGUAACUUAGUUAUUUGAGGCAUGAACAUUAUUUCCCUACAGAUAUAAUUAAGAAUAAAUGUGUUCUUUUAGGCUGCAAAAAGUAGAUGUCUAUCAGCCUGGUUAAGGCCUUUCACAUUUUGAUUUGAACGGAAGGAGAGUUUUAUUUUGACCUGCCUAGAAUUUUUGUCUGAGAAAUAAAAAUGAAUAAGUAAGUAAAUUACUCGUGCAGACUUAGCGCAGGUUGAUGCAGUUGAUGGGAAAAGUUUUUCUUCUUCUGUUGAAACUGUUCAAGAGUGAGUAAAAUCUCUGUGAUGUAAUCAAA